AUGGCUAAUGAAAACUACACAAAGGUCACCGAAUUCAUUUUCACAGGCUUGAAUUACAAUCCUCAGUUGCAGGUCUUCCUCUUCCUACUCUUUCUGACAACUUUCUAUGUCAUCAAUGUAACUGGAAACUUGGGAAUGAUUGUCCUUAUCCGAAUCGAUUCCCGCCUUCACACACCCAUGUACUUUUUCCUCAGCCACCUGUCCUUUGUGGACAUCUGCUUCUCCUCAGUUGUGAGCCCCAAGAUGCUCACUGACUUCUUUGUGAAGAGGAAAGCCAUUUCUUUCCUUGGCUGUGCUUUGCAGCAGUGGUUCUUUGGGUUCUUUGUGGCAGCAGAGUGUUUCCUCUUGGCGUCCAUGGCCUAUGACCGCUAUGUGGCCAUCUGUAACCCAUUGUUAUACUCAGUUGCUAUGUCCCAGAGGCUCUGCAUCCAGCUAGUGGUGGGUCCCUAUGUCAUUGGACUCAUGAAUACCAUGACUCACACAACAAAUGCAUUUCGUCUCCCUUUUUGUGGCCCUAAUGUCAUCAAUCAUUUCUUCUGUGAUAUGUCCCCCUUACUUUCCCUUGUAUGUGCUGAUACCAGGCUCAAUAAGUUGGCAGUUUUCAUCGUGGCUGGAGCUGUGGGAGUCUUCAGUGGUCUGACUAUCCUGAUUUCCUACAUUUACAUCCUCAUGGCCAUCCUGAGGAUCCGCUCUGCUGAUGGGAGGUGCAAAACCUUUUCUACUUGCUCUUCUCACCUGACAGCUGUUUUCAUCUUGUAUGGUACCCUUUUCUUUAUUUAUGUACGUCCUAGUGCAAGCUUCUCCCUGGAUCUCAAUAAAUUAGUGUCUGUGUUUUACACAGCAGUGAUUCCUAUGUUGAACCCACUUAUCUACAGCUUGAGAAACAAGGAAGUCAAAGAUGCCAUCCACAGGACUGUCACUCAGAGGAAGUUUUGCAAGGCCUAA
Messenger RNA from Pan troglodytes (chimpanzee), 945 nucleotides. It is a transcript of the gene OR93CH, whose product is annotated as olfactory receptor OR93Ch. Gene Ontology annotation, cellular component: membrane. The record is from RefSeq and is marked provisional. NCBI's taxonomy places the organism in Eukaryota, Metazoa, Chordata, Mammalia, Primates, Hominidae. Gene Ontology annotation, biological process: G protein-coupled receptor signaling pathway. Gene Ontology annotation, molecular function: olfactory receptor activity; G protein-coupled receptor activity.